Blastomyces gilchristii SLH14081 is the source of this 375-nucleotide messenger RNA. RefSeq lists its product as uncharacterized. The transcript has a single exon. The record is from RefSeq and is a predicted model, not a curated record. Bases 1 to 375 code for a protein of 124 amino acids. NCBI's taxonomy places the organism in Eukaryota, Fungi, Ascomycota, Eurotiomycetes, Onygenales, Ajellomycetaceae.
AUGAGUAAGGAACUAUUUAGCUCGGGAGGCGUUGCGAUCAUAGCAUUGAGGCUCGCUCCGCUAAUUCCACUUGCCGCUGUCAUGGCUGUGUUUCGCUGCUUCGCCAUGAUCCCCUCAACUUCAAAAAGCAAGCGGGGAAAACGGGAGUUGAUCUCGCAGCCAAAUAACGGAUACGGUCGACGUUAUUCCCCUAGUGAGAUGAAUACGAUGGUUCUGAAGAAGAUUGACAGCCAGACACAGGGACAGGAGGAGCAAAAAAAAGGGGAAUGUGGGUUUGUGUUCCGGAAAACAACCGUUUCUGGCGGAUUGUCCAACGUUCCAGUCAUAAAGGGCCAAGGACAACCUCACAUCGCAGGAAAUAAUAACGUCUCCUGA